AUGAACCUCGCAUCUGAGCGACACAUAGCUCGCAUUCGCACGAGCCGUUUAUAUCAGGCUGCAGGGGCAGAGUCUCUGGCCGCGGACGAGACGAACAGCCCGGUGGAGGAUGGCGAGGCCGCCGAGAGGCCGGCGGCGCACGGCAAGCUGAUCCGCGUGGAGCUGGAGUGGGACGUCCCGAUGGCGGUGACGCUGCCCGUCGAGGUGCAGCUGGACCCGGCGCACCAGCCCUUCCCCUUCCUGGACACCACGCUGGCCGACCUGGGCAUCCAAGAGUCAGAGGUGAAGGAGAGGGUGGUGUGGGUGGACACAAAGAAGACGCAGGUGAAGAACAAAGCCGGAAAGCUGAAGGAGAAGGAGAUCACCAUCCUGGAGGUGAGGGUGAAAGCACAGAAACCAGGAGACAAACAGCUGCAGGAGGUGCUGUACAGCACGGAGGCCCACACCGACCGCUCCUUCUGCCGCACAGGGGUGGACAUUCUCCCCUGGAAGCAGAGGCACACAGGGGAGGACGGGCUGAAGCCUGUGGAGAUGACGAUGGCAUUAGACAUGGAAAACAAGCAGCCUGGCGGGACGGAGGCUCCGGGGCAGCGGGACAUCUGA
Molecule: messenger RNA, 603 nt
Organism: Salarias fasciatus (jewelled blenny)
Lineage: Eukaryota; Metazoa; Chordata; Actinopteri; Blenniiformes; Blenniidae
Exons: 5
Coding region: 1-603 (200 amino acids)
Source: RefSeq, a predicted model, not a curated record